AUGGCGGCAACCACUGGACUUGAGUCUUUUGUCGAUCAGAUUAUUUCUGUAAUUACAAACGAUGGACGCAACAUUGUGGGACUUCUUAAAGGUUUUGAUCAGGCUACAAAUAUAAUCCUGGAUGAAUCUCAUGAACGCGUCUUUUCCACUAAGGAAGGAGUACAACAACUUGUGUUGGGUUUGUACAUUAUCAGAGGAGACAACAUAGGUGUGAUUGGGGAGCUCGAUGAGGAGCUUGAUGCAAGUCUGGAUUUUUCGAAACUUAGAGCUCAUCCUUUGAAACCCGUCAUGCAUUGA
Messenger RNA from Microthlaspi erraticum, 297 nucleotides. NCBI's taxonomy places the organism in Eukaryota, Viridiplantae, Streptophyta, Magnoliopsida, Brassicales, Brassicaceae. The record is from the annotation of a GenBank genome assembly.